AUGACGGAGUCAGCUGAAGCUGUAGCAGCCGAUGUGAACAGCAAGAGAAGCGUUACCAUUGAAAUUGUAAAUGUCACUACCAACUACUGCCUCAUCAACCCCAGGGUGUACCUUGAGAAUGGGGAGACAUACAACCCACCUCAACCCACAGUGCGCCCACUAAAGGCUGAGGUCUGCACUUUCACCAAGUCCAGCGGCAAAGCAACCGGCAGCAUUGGUGUGCUGACCUACGACCUUUUCGAGAGAACUCAGAAUGACCACAUUGAGACUCUGGCCAUCAUGUUCUCAGUUCCAUGGGACUACAACCUGUACAAGAACUGGUUUUCAGUGGGUAUCUAUCAAAAGGGCCGUAACUGUGAUAAGGAUUUGUACAAAGAAAUGUACUACGAGAAGAACCAGCAGGAGCAUGGGUUUGUCAGGGAGGAAGCCAUUGGAUCAGGAAUCAAUUAUGUGGGAAACUACCUAGAUAUCAAGGCCACAAUGAGUCCCCUGGGCAAUGCCAUCAUGAAGGUAGAGGUGUGGGAUAAGCUUUUCACACCCCUGGGCCAGCAGGCUCACUAGAGACCCCUCCUAACCAGUAUUUCUGUCAUGUGUCCCAGCAGCAGAAUUCAUCCCUCCACCUCAAGCGUUUACUGUUUUAAAUACAGUCAACACACAUGAUUUAACAGUUGUGUUGUUGCUGACAUGUGUCUGUAUA
Molecule: messenger RNA, 697 nt
Organism: Perca flavescens (yellow perch)
Lineage: Eukaryota; Metazoa; Chordata; Actinopteri; Perciformes; Percidae
Gene: apnl
Product: actinoporin-like protein
Exons: 2
Coding region: 1-561 (186 amino acids)
Biological process (GO): cytolysis in another organism; pore complex assembly; monoatomic cation transport
Cellular component (GO): pore complex
Molecular function (GO): channel activity
Source: RefSeq, a predicted model, not a curated record